AUGCGGCGUGCUUAUCUUAGAGAUGGCCCAUGUCAACCUAUUCUUUUACCUACAAAAUAUCCACCUUCAGGACCAGAGAAUCAUCGUCGUCGAUUUCAAGCUUCUUGGUUUCAGACAUACUCAAGUUGGUUGGAGUAUUCGGAAUCAAAGGAUGCCAUCUUUUGUCAUCCAUGUUACAUUUUUGCUAAGAAAUCAACAGGGCGUCCGGGAUCAGAUCCAUUUACAGUGAAAGGUUUUAGGAAUUGGAAAAAGGUGAACGAUGGAAUGAAUUGUCCUUUAAUGGGACAUGUGGGGACAGAUCCAAAUUCACCACAUAAAAUUGCUGUGAAAUGUUGUGAAAAUUUAAAGAAUUAUUCACGGCAUAUUGAUAAGUUGAUUGAAAAGCAGUCAUCACAGGAAAGAGAGAAUAAUCGAUUGCGGCUCAAAACCUCAAUAGAUAGUGUUAGAUGGCUAGCAUUCCAAGCAUGUGCAUUUAGAGGUCAUGAUGAAAGCUCCGACUCAAAAAAUCAAGGUAACUUCAUUGAAUUGAUAAAGUUAUUAGCAACUUUUAAUGAUAAAGUUGAUGGAGUUGUGUUGACAAAUGCUCAACGGAAUGCCAAAUAUACAUCACCCCAAAUUCAAAAAGAAAUUUUGCAUAUCUUUGCAACUAAAGUGCGAGAUGUGAUUCACAAAGAAAUUGGGGAUGCUAAAUUUUGCAUUCUUGUUGAUGAAGCUCGGUAUGAGUCAAAAAUGGAGCAAAUGGCAAUCAUUUUGAGAUUUGUUGAUAAAGAUAGUUUUAUUCGAGAGAGAUUCUUUUAUAUUGUCCAUGUCAAAGAUACUACUGCAUUAACUUUAAAAAAGAAAAUAUGUGAUGUCAUUUCUUGUAACGACCUCAAAAUUCAGAAUAUUCAAGGUCAGGGAUAUGAUGGAGGUAGUAAUAUGCGUGGUGAAUGGAAUGGGCUACAAGCUUUAUUUCUUAGAGAAUGUCCAUAUGCAUAUUAUGUGCAUUGCUUUGCUCAUAAGCUACAAUUAGCUUUGGUUGCAACAUCUAGAGAAGCAAAAUAUGUUCAUUAG
Alnus glutinosa is the source of this 1053-nucleotide messenger RNA. RefSeq lists its product as uncharacterized. The transcript has a single exon. The record is from RefSeq and is a predicted model, not a curated record. NCBI's taxonomy places the organism in Eukaryota, Viridiplantae, Streptophyta, Magnoliopsida, Fagales, Betulaceae. Bases 1 to 1053 code for a protein of 350 amino acids.